Molecule: messenger RNA, 7648 nt
Organism: Theobroma umbraticum
Lineage: Eukaryota; Viridiplantae; Streptophyta; Magnoliopsida; Malvales; Malvaceae
Source: RefSeq, a predicted model, not a curated record
UCCAACUUCCGAAUAAACGAACAUCAUUGCCCUUUGCUGAGUAUCUCUCAAGCUAUUCUUCUCCAACAACUUUCGGAGAAAACAACAAUGGAUUUUCGCUGUUUUAUUUGAAUUUCCAUUAGAUUUCCCUCUAUUUUCUUUUCCUGAUUGUUGUUAAGAGAUGGAUUUUCAAUGCAUGAAGAGAAAAGAACUGCAGGCGUUGUGUAAAAAGCACGGCGUCCCUGCAAAUUUAACCAACCGUGAAAUGGCGAAUCAGUUGGCUUCCACUUUGAAGGAAAAUGAAGAGCUCGUUUCAUUAGAAAAGUUGAGCACAAAUCCGGAAGAAAUAGGUAGUGAAACUGGAGCUGAGGUUGCUAAAAGGAAGGCAAAGAAAGUAAGGUUUAGUCCUGAAAAUCAAACCAUUGUGUAUGAGGUUUCUGUCUAUAGGCGGCCUGGAAGAAGGUCUAGGAAGCAAAUGUUGUCCAAAAAUCCUGCCCAGGUUAUUGAAAAUGCUCCAAAAAGUGAAGAUAUUAGGAAAUCUGAGGACUGCCAAGUUAGAGUCACGAGGUCUAGAGUGCGAAAUACAGUUGAAGAUGAUGUACAUAUGGUUUCUACGCCUCCUGUUGGGAGGAAGAGAGGGAGAGGGGGCAUGAAGAAUAAAGAUGCUGAGAUGAUUAAUAUUGGUAAAUCUGAGGUGUUAGAAAUGGGUUACAGAGAUGAUGUCAAGAAUUGUAAUGAUGAAGUGACUGGUGGGGUAAGUAGGAGGCAGUUAAGAAGUAGGAAGAAUGUGACACAGGAAGAUUCAAAGAAGAGAAGGAAGGGUAAAGGAGGUAAUGAGGUUCAUUUGUUGGAUGAAAGCUCUGAAGAGAGUUGUGUUGUUUGUGAGGAUGUGAAAUCCAAAAAUGGCUCAAAGCAACCAACGAGGAAUGCCAGAAAGGAAGAUCAGUCUGUGGCAUUGAGCAAUGAAGUGGAAAAGGCUGAAGUUGUUUCUAGGGUAACACGGCAGUCAAGGGCAAAAUCAAGAAAUGUAGCUUCCAUGGUAAAAAGUAAAGUUAAAACAGUUGAGGUGCAGGGAAGAUGUGAAGAGAUUCUUCAACUCAAAGAACCUCAGAAAGGUAGAGCGAAAAAUGCUUUGAGGCAGAAUGCUGUGCCUCAAAGGGUGAGAGAUGAAAACAGUUUACUUGUGCUAGAAGGUGCUGAAGCAGAGAAGUCUUUGAGGCGAUCCAAACGUAAUGCGGAGAAAGAUUGUGUCAAAAGUGCUAAAGCAGUGCAAAGUGAAACUCAGGUAACUAAGGUUCCUGGAGGAGAUAUUGCCUUUCAAAAACCUCCAGAAUGUUUAAGCAGUUAUUCUUCCAGUGGAAAAAAUGUUGUGCGUGAGAGUGCUAAGAGGGGCAAUGAGGAAGAACUCAUGAAAAGGGGGACCAAAAAACGAACUAGGACUACUGACCUGGAUGCAAUUGUGGAACAUAGUGGUGAGAUUGAGAGGGCCGAGUAUGCCUUUACUUCUCAAGACCAAGCCCCUUUGAGGAGGAGCAGACGCAAUGCUGUAAUUCUAAACACUCCUGCUCCUGCUAAUGCUGAGUUGGCAAAUAAACCAGAUACUGGCAAAAUGUUGCAGUUCAGAGCACCAUUUGUAGGGAAAGACGUGACUGAAGAAUUACCUAGAAGGUCCAGUCGAAAUGCUUCUAGAUAUAAUUCACCAGGAGCCUCUAAAGAAGAUCAAAUUACUGUUUCCAAAAAAGACUCUGGAGUGAAGCAACAAAGCCAAGGGCCUAUUCUGGAAGAAGAGACUUCUGCUGGAGAGCAUCAGAACGCCCAAAAAAGAUCUAAUCGUAUUGCUUCCAGAAGUUCCUCUGUUGCACCUCCCUGUCCAGCUGCCAGUGUUGUCAAGAAAAAGCAACAACGCAAAUCUAGAAUGACAAUUAUAGAAGCAGCUGCACUUUCUGAGAGUCUUCUGGCUCCUGGAGAAUUACCAGCUGGUAAGGAUGAGUUAGUUGUAGAAGAUGGUGCAGGGAACAAAUAUGAUCUUGAUUUGAAUGUCAGCAAACAGACAGCCAAGAACUCUGAUAGAUGCUCUAACAAAAAGAGAAAGGGAUUGACGGAAGAUUCUGGAGCAAAGAAGCAGUAUGGAUUUGCAGAGGCCUCUCCUCUAUCUCUGGACUUGGAAGAACUCAAGGACUCUACUGGAGAUAUGGAGAAAACUCUGAUUAGAACAUCCAUGAAGUUCGUAGGCCUUUCUACAGACCAAGAAAUGCAUCAGGCUGCCCACAAAUCUAUGGUGGUUUAUGAGAAGGAAAGCAAUUUAGUGGAAGAUGACAGAGAGAAAUUGGCCAAUGGUGGCAAUGUUGAGAGUGAAGAGAAUUGUAUGUCAUGUAAGUCUGUCCAUACAAAAUGCAUACUGGAUGAUGCUAAAUGCUCAGACCUCAAACUCCUAGAAUUUGAAAGUAAACACGUGGUGGAGUUUUCUGGGAUGAUUUUUCCAGCAGAAAGCCAAGGGCAUGGAAUGUCUGAUCAAGAAAUGAAGAAAGAUAUAAAAGCGAUGGACGCACAUUCUGCGCAUGGAUCUUUGGUUGUUUACAAGGAGGAUAGAAGCCCCGUGGAAAGUGAGAAAGAUAGGUUGGUCCAGGUUGAUACUGCUGACAGUGAGAUAAAUUGUCAUGAGUUAAGUUGGUAUCUAACUGGAAGAGGUGCUGUUGAUGACAAAAAUUUGGUUGAAUCUAGCCAGGUAGAAUUUGAAAGUAAUGUUAUCAAUCUGGAUUCAUCUGAGAUAACUUCUCUAGCUAAUGGUUUUUCAUUAGCUGAUCAAAUGGAUCUUACAGGUGCAACCUCCACCGCCAUGCACCUAGAGACACAAUUGGAGACAGAGCCACCAAGGGGUGAAAACAUUAACUUUGCGAGUGAUAAUGCUGAAGAUAGCAGAACUUCUUUUGGAGAGGAUCAGAUCUUAGUGGAAUUGAAAGUUGCCAAUGUCACUGCUGCUGAACUUGUCAGGGAGGCAACUUUUAAGGAUCACCUGAAUGAAUUUGGUGAAAGUAGUGGUUUGAAGAGAGGGUCAGAACAUGCCCUCAAGAAAGUUGAAGAAAUGAUUGCUACUGAUUUUUCAGAUAGAGAAGGAAUUCCACACAUAGAAAGUUCUGACGAGGCUACUGAAAUUCAGGACUGUAGUGGUGAAUUCUAUUUUGCUAUCACUGAAACUGGUGCUCAAAAGACCACAGAAAUCCAGCAGAGCUCACAUAGCCACACUGCUGCCCCAGAAACUCCAUGUGGACCUGCGCCAGAAACCCAAGUCAAAGAAAAAACUUGCAGGUUUGAAGCUGCUGUUGAGACUUCAGGAAGUGGGAUGUCCAAUCAAGAAAUGAUUGAAGAUAUGAUUCCAGGAAAUUCACAUUGUGUCUGUGAAUCUGAAUUAAUCCAUAAGGAGAAUACCGGAUUGGCGAAAAAUGAUGAAAAGAUAAGGAUCGAUGAUGAUACUUUUGAGGGUGAAAUGAAAUAUCAGACUUGUCUGUCCUUGAAUGGAAAAGGUGCUAUUGAUGAUUAUAACUUGGUUGAACCUAGAAUGGUUGUUUGUCCUGAGAUAAAUUCUCCAGCUGAUGGCUCCUCUUCAGCUAGCCAAGCAGUCUUUGCAGGAAAAACUUCAAGUCAUAUAGAACAGGAGAAAAUAUUGGAGACAGAAGAACCAUUAACAGUGGAAACCAUGAACUCUAUAAAUGAUAAUAUGGAUGCUGAAAGAAGUAGAACUCCUACUGAGGAGGAUCAUAUAAAAGUGCAAUUAGAAGAUGCCAAUGCAAUUGCUGCUGAAUCAAUUGGGGAAAUAAUUUUCAAUGAUCUCCUGAAUGAACUUGGUGAAACUAUUGGUUUGAAGAGAGGGUCAGAAACUCCCUUGAAGAAAACUGAAAAAUUGAGUGCUACUGAGUUUUCUGAUGGGGAAGGAAUUUCUCUCCCCGAACCUUCCGCCAAGGCUUCUGAAAAGCAAGAUUAUAGAGCUGAAAUUGAUAUUGUUACCAAAAUAACUGGUACACCAAAUAUUACAGAAAUCAAGUGGAGUUCAAUUAGUGACACUACUACCUGCAGAACUCCAUUUGGACUUGCACCACAAAGCCAAGAUAAACUAUGCAAUGCUGGAAUUUCUGUCAGAAUAGCCAGAAGUGAAAUGUGCAAUCAAUAUGAGGAAACCAGUUUGGUGGAGGAUGACAAGGAGAUAGUGAUCCAGGAUGAUACCGUUGAGGGUGAAGUAAAAUAUCAACAUUUUCCGUCUUCAAAUAAAACAGGUGCUCUUGAUGAAGCUUUGGUUGAACCUAGAAUGGUUGAAUUUGAAAGCAAUGUUAACAACAUGAGUUGUUUUGAGAUGGCCUCUCCGGCUGAUGUUUGCUCUUCAGCCAGUCAAGCAAAUCUUGCAGGUGAAACUUCAAAUGAGUUAAAACUGGAGAAAGUAUUGGAAUCAGAAAAAUUAUCAACGGGUGAAAAUGUGAACAACGAAAGUGAUGAGGAGGUUGAAGAUGACAACAAUCCUGCUCAAGAGUAUCAGAAUUCAAAGCAACUAGAACAUGCCACCAUGACUGCAGCUCAACCAGUUCAGGGGAUAGUUGUCUGUGAUCACUUGAAUGAACUCUGUGCAAGUUGUGGUUCAAAGAAGUUUGAAGUUUCCCUGAAGAAAGCAGAAGAAACAAGUACCAAUCAUUCUUCUGGAAAAGGAAUGGUUCACACUGAAAGUUCAAUUGAGAUUAAUGAAAAGAGUGAUGCCACUGCCAAAAUCCAUACUAUUACUGCUGAAACUGGUGAAAAAAUAAUUAUGGGAAUGCAAUGGAGCUUGAGUGGUCAUGAUACAACUUUGAUAAGUCCACAUAGACCUGAAGUAGGCAGCCAGGAUAUGAUAGGUACAAUAAGUAGAGUUGAAAAUGCUGUGAGAAAUACAGGAUAUGGAAUCUGUAGUUUCCAAAAGAUCGAAGAAAUUGUGAAAGUAGUGCAAAAUGAACACAAAGAGACUAUAAUUACUGAAAGAGAAUUGUUUGUUGGUGAAAAAAAGUUACUUGAUGAGGAUUAUGAAGGAGAAUUUUUGGCGGAUGGUGCUUGUCAUCCACUUUCAGGCAGCAUAGAUGGUGAACGUGCAAAAGAUAAACAAAAUGACAUUGCAGAGGGAAGCUUUAACAAUGUUUCUGUUGAGACACAGGAGAGACAUAUCUGUGAAGUUUUUGAUGGAGAGGGAACUGAUGCUGUUUCAUCAGAAGAAAAGGAUAAUGAUAUAUUUGAAAGUGCUUCUCAUGUUGAUGUUUCUCCACAAUGUAUUUGUAACGAGAAAUUGGCAGUCAGGAAUGAUAUGCAAGAAAAAUUGGAGCCAGUUUGUAUGGAUAAUGUGAAUAGUAGGACCAAAAUUCCAGCACAUUUUUGGUCUCAAAAUGCAUUGAAGCAGUUGGAUAAUGCAAGUGAGGCAGUGAAGCAAGGUGAUGGAAUUGGGGAAGUCAAUGCUUUUAGUAAUGCCUGUCAAGCUUUUCGAUUAGAGGAAUUGACUUCAUCCAUUAGUUCAGAACCUUUUUCUAUGAGGCUUCACGAUCAUGUGCUUGUGGAUGGAGGAAGGAAUUGUGAGGGUGAAAUAGUUAUGGAUCAGCCUAACGACUUUGCUGCAACCAUGGAUAGAAAUGGAAUUAGUGCUAGUACAGAAACAGAUGUUGGACAGGAUGAUAAUAUGAUGGAGGAAAUAGCAAUAUCUGCCAUGAAAGUUAAGCUUGGUGACCAUGGUGGUCGCAAGGGGAAUGCAACGUCGUAUGAGACCAAUACAAGUGCAUUAGAGACAAUAUUUCAAGAAACUGAUGUUUCUGGGCUGGUGCAUACGAAAUUUCCAGAAGAGAUACCAAAUGCUUCUGUUGGAAGUACUCUACCAUUUGAAAAGGCAAACUGUGGUGAUCUUGAUGAUCAGAGUGAAGAGGUUGCACCCGAACGUGAUUGUAGCUCUUCCAUUGGAUUAGAUGGUUUGAGAUCAACUGUUGGCAUUAUUUUGGACAACAAUUCAAAGGUUGGCACACUGGAAAGCACUUUCAAUAGUAACGAUCCUCAAUCUAGAGCAGAAGUUGAAGACCCUGAUGUAAAUGAUAGUGGUUCAUAUGGUAUGUUGGAUUACAUCUCUGCAAACACUCAUGAUGUAGCAAAUGAAUUUAAUGCUGCUUUAAUGGUUGAAGAAGCAGGGUCUGAGGAUGGUGGAAAAACACCUGUUUCUCAUCAGAGAUCUUUAGGCAGCGGUAAACAAGAUGUCCCAUCAUAUGCUAAUUCACCUUGUAGCAAGCCUGAAACUAGUUUAGGUAGUUCUACUCUUUUAUGCUCGAGCAUCCUAGUGUCAUGUGCAGAAAAAGAAAAACUUCAUCCACAAGUUAUGGAUGAUGCCGAUGAUGUGGGGGGAACUAAAAUCUCUAUUGACCGCAAAGUUGAAAGGCGGGAAAGAAAUGGGUGCCAACUAAAUACUGGAGGUUUUAGUGAUGUAAUUGAUGGUUCCCUAGUAGAAAAGAUCAAGGGAGAUCCUGAUGAAAUUGCUGAAUCAAAGUCUGAUGAUUGUGAAGGCUCAGUAAAAACAGCCACAUUCAUGGAUGGCAAGGACAGUUUGGUUGUGAGUCAGCCUCCAUGUUUGGAUGAAAGCAAGAGUUGUGGUCUGGAGACUCAGGAACCACAUGGCUUCCAUUUGCAUGAUAAUAUAGCUGGUGAGUCCAGGGAAGUAGGAAGCUGCAGUAAAGUGGACAUUGUUUCUUUAGUGAAGCCUGAGUUGGUUGUCGAUUGCUUAUCCAUUUCCUCAAUUUGUGCUACUUCUGAUGAAGAACAUGAACGCUUGGAGAACCCUGAUGAAUCACAUAUCUUAACCAACAUGGAGAUGAGUUUGUCUUUGGCGGAUGAAGAUGAAGUUAAAGAACCAGAUGCAAAGGCUGGUGACAGUAAUCGUGCUGCUCUAGACAAGACCAUCACAGAAUGCAUUUCAAGUGACCUUAAAAAGGAGUAUGUUGCCUGCUCAGAUGCUGAGGAUAUAAAAUUCUCAGUGCAAAAGGGUGGUCCAGAAACAAUGGAGAUGAGAAAAGAUGUCUCAGGGCUGGAUGCAGAAAUGGCAGAUAAAUCUCCCGUACUAAAGAAUUCAGAAGUUGGUACAGCUGUUGAGCGUGAAGAAGCCUUCAGGUCCCAACUAAACUUGCUAUCAUCUCAAAAGAAAAAUGUGACUACCAAAAAGGAGGGAAGCAAGAGCGUGAGUGUGAAGCAAUUGACUUCGUCCAUACUGAAAAGUAAGAGCAAGUCUCGUUUGAGUCAAAGAACACCAAAGCGACUGAUAAUACAUGACAUGAAGGAGAAUGAGGUUAGCACUAAGAGGGAGCAAAUAGGCAACAUGACAACGCCAAAAGCAUCAUCCAAGAGGCGUCCUCUUGAGCUCUGGAAGUAUUAGACCUAACUGUUUUUUGUGCUGCUUUUGUAGAAUGGUUGACAUUUCCAUGAGAAUGGGGACAGGUAAGGUAAGGUAACCCAUUUUUCUACUACGUAUGAGCAUACCUCAUGCUUUGUUUGUUUGUAAAAUUGUGAAAAGAUUUGAAGUUUGUGUCGUGCACAUUGGGUUUUGUAGUCUGUUUUGAUUAUUUGGAAGCUCAGAUGUAUAACUUGCAAUGACACAUUAAUUUAUAGACUCUGUUUUAUUAUUAUGUAUUUCUAA